Molecule: messenger RNA, 13098 nt
Organism: Hemiscyllium ocellatum (epaulette shark)
Lineage: Eukaryota; Metazoa; Chordata; Chondrichthyes; Orectolobiformes; Hemiscylliidae
Gene: mxra5a
Product: matrix-remodelling associated 5a
Exons: 7
Coding region: 742-9099 (2785 amino acids)
Cellular component (GO): extracellular region
Molecular function (GO): protein binding
Source: RefSeq, a predicted model, not a curated record
GCUUACUCCACCUCCUCUGCAAAAGAUCCAUCAACUUCAAUUCCACAAAAGUGCGGAUUUACAAGCCAAAAUAGUUAUCCUGUCUGAACUUCAACCUCCUCGGGAACCUGAAAGUGCCUCAUCCAUCCAGACAAAAAUAUUAUUUGCAAAAUAUCUCAAUGUGUCUAAUCACUUCAGUGUUUCUCUUCUCUUGAAAACUUGCAAGUCAAUGCAAACUUAUUGGAUGUAACCCUUUGACGGUAUAGGGAGAGGGAGAGAGCAGUGCUAUAUUCCAUCUGGCUUUUUUUUUGUACAGCCGACUGUUCUCUAGUUUCCCUCUUGUUUGAGUCUAACGGGACGGCGCAGUGUGUGCACGGAAUCUCUCUCUCUCACACACACACACACACAAACUCACCUGAAAAGAUUCAGACAAUUCCUGUCCUCUCGGUCAGACAGAACUCCACUAUUCAGCAGGGCAGCUCUGCAAACCAACAGGCUUUCAGAUUUCCAACAUGGACUUCUAAGAAAAGGACAAGCUGGAACCUGGUGCUUCUCCCAGGCCAUUGUUUGCACGGUUAAGCAGCCAUCCUUUUCCUUGAUGGAUCACUCACCACUGAAAAAAUGGCGACAUUUUGACAUUUCCUGAGAGGGCAACGGGUAGACUUGGUACCGCCUCUGCGCUUUGAAGUGGACAACAUCGUCCAUCCUUCCGCGACACACCUUAUAGAAAUUCAAGCACUUCUUUGCGGCAGGGCGGCGAAGAUGCGGGAGGUUUUGUGCAAUAUGGUUAAUGCAGUGACCAUCUCAUUGGUUCUGAUUCUGUCUCUGGGAUAUCCGUGCCUAUCCAGCUUCUGUCCUAUUUCCUGUACCUGCUAUUUCUUAACUGAAGUCCACUGCACAUUUCGGUCACUAAAAGCAGUGCCACCCAGGUUACCGAAGAAAGUGGAAAGAAUCAAUUUAGGCUUUAACAAUAUCCAAUCUGUGAGCAACACUUCGUUUCGUGAGCUGGAAAAGUUGCAGCUUCUGAUGUUGCAUGGGAAUGACAUCCAGAGGUUUAAUGAUGGAACUUUUAAACAUUUGCACUCAUUGCAGGUACUUAAAAUAAGCUACAAUAAACUGAGUUCCAUAAAAGGCCAGACAUUUCAGGGACUGGUGAAUUUAGUACGCUUGCACUUAGAUCACAAUAAGAUUGAGUUCAUUCAACCUGGUGCUUUCCACGGACUGACCUCUCUGAAGCUCAUCCAUCUCGAAGCCAACCUGUUGAGGCAAAUCCAUCCGCGCACCUUUGUCACCUUCUCGUUUCUACAACAUUUUACAUUUUCAACAAUAAAGCACCUCUACCUCUCUGAAAAUCUCAUUCCAACACUACCCAAGGACAUAUUCCAUUCAAUGUCCGAACUGGAAAGCGUCUACCUCCAUGGGAAUCCGUGGUCAUGUGACUGCAGGUUAAGAUGGCUCCUGGAUUGGCAGAAAGUGGCUAGAGGUGUUAUGAAAUGUAAAAAGGACAGAACGUAUCCAGGAGGCCGAAUGUGCUCACUGUGCUCCGAACCCAAGCAAUUCAGCAGAAAAGAGCUUUUCAAUUUGAAUCCUAAUGCCCUCACUUGUAAGAAGCCUACAAUCAUAUCCCCGUUGAAGAAGAACAACAACACUGAAUGGGACGAUGAAGGUGAAGAUGUAUCACAUCAAAACUAUCAAAAUCCAUUUGGCAGCAUGACUUUGAACUUAACGGACCAGCAAGGAAACCACAACCACUUGGUCUGUCAAUCCAACAGGAUGAGGAAUGGCACGAAGAUUCAGUGGCAGCGUCUAAAUCAGCAGCAAGUCGCCAUUAAUAUGACCCUUUCAGCAACCCUGAUGUGCUAUAUGGACCAACAAAGGAUGGAAAGGCUGUGGAAACUUAUUGCCUAUUACAGUGAAACACCUGCAAAAUUAGAAAGAGAUUUAAUGUUGUCCAAGGAACCCAACUCGAGCUAUCGAUAUAAGCAAGUCAUUGAUGACCAAGCUUACUAUUACACUGGUGUUAGAGCAGAUAUUAUGACGAAGCCCUCAUGGUUAAUGCAAGAGCACAUCAAUAUCCAACUUGACAGAAGGCAAACAACUACAGACCAUGUUAUCCUUCUGUUCUCAAUGCACUUGUCUCAAAGCUUUCAAAUCAAUGACAGCCCAAAGAGAGAGAAUAGCUGGGUAUUAAUCAAAGACGAUGGUGGGAUGAAGAGGCAGCAUGUUUUAGUUACUGGGACUAUGCUGCAGUUAAACUGUCCAAUCACUGCCUCAGGGAGUCCAUCUAUAAAAUGGACAUUUCCAAAUGGUACCCAAAGGGAAGCCUCAUACACCAGUGAAGACAACCGUGUUUCUGUUUCAAAAGCUGGCACGUUAACAGUGAAGGCAGUAGGGUAUGGUGAUUCAGGUUUAUAUCAAUGUAUUGCAUCAGUAAAAGACGAUAUGGAUACAAUGACCUACCGAGUUGUCGUGCAACCCACAAGAGUACAUCCAAGCCAAGUUGAAGAAAAUGGCAUCACCGUACAUUCGGGGGAUACCAUCUCUCUGCCCUGCAGUGCCACUGCAGUACCAAAUGCCCAACUGAGUUGGAUCCUGCCAAAUAACAAUGUCCUCGGUGCCUUAGCAAACACUACAAGUGGAUCUGUAACGGAAAAUGGAACUCUAGUCAUCCAAACUAGCCAUGUUAGUAAUAGCGGCCACUACAGGUGUCUCGCCGUCAACAUGUAUGGAGUUGAUUCACUGACUGUUAAUGUGGCAGUCAUUAAAAAGUUGCAUGGCCAAACCAUUAGAAAGGGGAAGAAAGACAAUAGAAUGUCAUUUCUCAAUCUCUUUUUCAGGAAUGGUGGUUCAAAGGCUGAGGAACAGGAUGGUUCAGGUAGAGACACAGCGUAUGAAAGUCAGAAACAGGUAACCUACAACAAAUACACUGGCAGAAUUCUGACUGGACGUAAACAACUCCAUGCUGAUGAGACGCAUGACCGUUCCAGAGCCGAAUCCAGCCGGAGCAUCAAACUAAGGCAGGGCUCACAGCGGGGGAGAGGGAAGCCAACCUUCGAGGGCAGGAGGCGGUGGGAUUCACGCAGGAGGGUCAGUAUGUCCAAUAAGAAGAUCGACCCGCUAAAGUGGGCAGACAUCCUGGCAAAAGUGAGGGCAAAGACUGCUCCUAAAGUAACGGAAAAGCCUUUGCUCCGAAUCGACAAAUCGACCACCAUCUCGCCAGCUGCAAAAGAAACCAAAAGAAAUCCCUUGGCAGUGAAUCACCAGGGAAAUUUCGAACAAGUCUCAGAAGAGGAGUCAGGUCUUGAGGAAUCAUCAGGAAACAGUGAAAUGAAUUUUUCGGAGGACCAGUUGAUACAAGUGAGCUCGCGUCAGAGUGCAAUAGCAAAAGACCACAUUUUGUCAGAGAACACCACCCUGAACGAAAUGUUCAUUCGUAGACAGGAGGAAAAUCUUGCACCGAGAGGUGGUACUGACUCGCCGAGAAACCAAACAUUUAAUGCAACUGGUCAUGUUCUGGAAAGCACCACUGAGUCUGACACUGUAGCCAAGUUUCUUUCAAAGCCGGGGAAUGAGUCAGACAUUUGGGAAAUGUUGAUAACCACAACAGCAGCUUUGGAGCAGGGCAGUAUUCAGUCAACAGCGGUAGUGAUUGGGAUGCAGCCAAAACAGGAGUAUCCAGAAGAUGAUGAUGUAUCUGUCAUAGAAAGCAACACUCAGGCUCCAGAAACACAUACACUCGAGGGGUUAGCAGUACCUUGGAUCACUGAAGCAGUUACAGAUCCAGCAAAGAGACUUGCUGGGAAGGACUCCUUAAUGGCUAUUGCAGAUAUAAACUCAAACAGCGAUAAUGCCAGCAUGUUUCACAUCAGAGACGUGACCUUAACAAGUCAAACAGUUACCACUUUAACCACCACCAAAGCAACUUCAAUGAUCACCAGAGCCUUCACCUCUGCCACAAAUGCUGGAACUACUGCCAAAUUGGCCCCCACUGUAAAAGUAAUGACCAUGACAACCACCGUCCCUAAUACCACAACCAAACUAGCCACUGCUACCAUUCCUCCCACCACUACAGCCAAAGCAACUACCGGGAAAACCAAGGUGCCCAUUACCAUAGCAAAGCCAACUGCCACCGUGAAUGCCAAUGCAAGGGCCAGUCAAAGCAAAAACACCUCUACCACUUCUCAAAACUAUCCAAAGCGAAGAUUGCCUGGCAGAAGGAGAUAUCGGCCUAACAGGUACAGGCAAAGACAACAUUUAUACCCAAUAACCAGGGCCAAAGAAACAAAAUCUACUCACGUAAAUAUGACAUUAAGCACUUGGCCAAGUGGGAAAGCCAUUCCAAGAGAAAUGAAUCAUUCCGAAAAUAGCCAUAUGAAAGUCAACUCUAGGUUAGAGAAGGAUCCAGAUUCAAAGUUAGCUUAUGGCAAAUUCAAUUUGCCUGCUUUAGAACAACUCACAACAAGGGAACCAGCACUAAAAUCAGUGAAUCUCUUAACCAUUGUCAAAUCCCCACAUCAAACUAACCCUUCAGGAGCACCCAUCACUCCGGAGCCAAAUCAACCAAAAUCAUUAACAUCAACAACACAGACAAUACUUGAUACUACAAAAACCACUUCCUCAAAACCCCCUGAGAUGGACCCAACCAUUCUUGAAUCUUUAGCCAACCCCACAAAACCGUUGCAUCUUCAAAGGGAUUAUUGGUUGCACAAUGCUACAAAACUUGACACUACAACCAUAUCACCUCUGAUACCCAAUACAUUUGGAAAACCUCCCGACCCUGCUUCUCAAUUCAAUGCUGUGGCAUCAAGUAAUAAACCUGUAUCAACCACAACAGCCUUAGCUUCUGUUGUUCCAGUUGGAUCUGGGAAGUUAAAUGGAGUCCAUGACAGCACAAAAUCAUCAGAUGUCAUCUUAAAUCCAAUAGUCCCGACGGCAGUCCUUCCAAUUUCUACAACAGUUACUUUGACAUCAAAACCUACAACGGAUUACCUUGGAGUGUUAACCACGAUCACUACUAAUGCACAGGGAUCCAGGAAAACUCCAAAGUCAAACACUGAGCUGAAAGUACCAACCGACACAUUUUUAGAAACUGAGACUAAACUACCAGUGGUUGAAAUGUCUCAGAAAAUUCCCACAUUUCAAAAACCUGUAAGUGACUUUACACCAAAUCUAUCUUCUUCACCUGACACUAGAAACCCUUCACAAUUUUAUGACUUAAAUGUUCCCAUGUACAGAAAAGCAACAGUUAAUGUUGUGCCAGAAGCCCGACCGACCAUUAUAAAAUUAAGAUCGGAUCCUCCUUUGCCUUCUCAAGUCUCAGUUAAAGUGCACAAUGAAAUUCUGCCUCCAACUAUUUCUUCACGAGGUUUCUUGCCCACUCAGAAAACUGCUGGGAUGGGAGAAAUUCAACUGGAAAUCAACAGAACAGAUGAAAGUAAUAAUAAACCAGAUGGAGACCCUUUAAGACAACGUGCAGGAACUACACAGGGCAAGCAACAACUUAAAAUGACAUACACACAAGGAUCAAACAAUUUAACUUGGAUUUCAAGGCAUAAGUGGAAGCCAGAUUCAAAUCCCAGCUUAAUUUCCAUUCCAAAACAAGACUCUAGGCUUAAAUCUCCCAAUGAUAUCUUCGCAGGAGUAACACCAAAGCUACUGACACCCGCAGCAAGGGCUAGGUCCCAUAACUUGACAAACGGAGAAUGGUCAGGAGUUACUGGUGAUCCUGGGUUGACAACAUUCCCAGCUAGAACAGUGGAAAAUGUAACAAAACCUGAUGAACCUUUCAUCCAGUCAGCAUCAAGAACCCCUUUCCAAACUAGUUCUAGGAUGAUUAUCAAGCCAAUGGAGAGGAUAGGUACUGAUUCAGACAACAAAUCAAAAACAGCAUUAGGACAUCCCAUCGUUCAAACACCUACCACAAAUCAAGGUUACCAAUGGCGUCAUCGUGUAGAGAUUCCAAUUCAAUUUACUAAAGAGAAACCGACAGAAUCUAUACCCAAUAGAAAGACGUCCAUGAGAACACCUACAACUACACCCAACACAACUAGCAUUGCUGAAAGGUUGAGAAACACCUCAUGGAGCAAAUGGCUCCAUCACGCCCCAGUCCUUUCAAAGUUCGAUGGGAACUCGUCCAUUGCUGGACAACCAUCUCCCAAUUUCAGGAUAAUAAAGCGGAAGCCGAAAAUAAUACCAAGGCACCCUAUAACAGUUUCAGUGAAAGCAGAGAUGGAUGCUUAUCUUCCUUGUGAUGCAGUUGGGGAGCCCAAGCCUUUUAUAUUUUGGACAAAAGUGUCAACAGGAGCUGUGAUGAUGACAAGCAGCAGAACACUGCGAUUUGAAGUUUUUGACAAUGGGACACUGGGAAUUCGCAACGUCCAAGUGCAGGACCGCGGGCAGUACUUGUGCACAGUGCAAAACCUGCAUGGCACAGAUAAGAUGGUGACCACAUUGAUCGUGCUGGCCCAGCCUCCGAGGAUAGAUGGAUCCCGCUACAAAGACACCACCGUCUACCUGGGACAACCGUUCCUGGCGGAGUGCAGAGCUGAGGGGAUACCUGUUCCCCAGGUUUCCUGGCUGCUGCCCAGCAGAAAGCUCCUGCAGACCCCCGGCGUUGGCGUUGGCAGAGGAGGAGGCAGCUUGACGCUAUCACAGAACGGGACCCUGUCCAUCAGGGAGACCGCGUUCUCAGACCGCGGGAUCUACAAGUGCAUCGCCAGCAACGCCGUGGGAGCAGACACCGUGACGGUGAGGCUCCACGUGGCAGCACUGCCACCCAUGAUUCAGCAAGAAAAGUCUGAAAGCCUGACUGUCGCUCCAGGCCAGGGCAUCCACGUUCACUGCACUGCCAAAGCUGCACCCCCAGCAAAUAUCCGCUGGAUCCUUUUCGAUAGGACACAGAUCCGGCCUUCCCAAUUUAUCAACGGCAACCUGUUCGUUUUCCCAAAUGGGACACUUUACAUACGUAGCCUGUCAGAGCGUGACGUGGGAAAUUACGAAUGCGUGGCGACCAAUAUAGUUGGUGUUGCCAGGAGGACAGUCAGCAUAAACAUUCAAAAGCGCUCAGCAACCGCCAAGAUUACUGUAUCCUCUCCUCAAAGAGUCGACAUUAGCUAUGGAAGCACUCUACACCUGGACUGUGUUGCUGCAGGAGAUCCAGGUCCAAGAAUACUCUGGAGAUUGCCAUCAAGAUUGCUAGUGGAUUCACGCUACAGUUAUAGCAAGAGAAUCAAAGUAUAUGACAAUGGCACCCUGGUCGUUCAAUCAGUUACAGACAAAGACGCUGGAGAUUACCUUUGUGUAGCCAGGAACAAGAUGGGAGAUGACUUCAUGGUGCUUAAGGUGAAUGUGAUGAUGAAGCCAGCAAAGAUUGAGUACAAGCAGGAUGUCAAGCAGAAGGUUAUGUAUGGUAAAGAUCUCAAGGUUGACUGCAUCGCAUCAGGAUUACCAGAUCCAGAGAUCUCCUGGAGCCUCCCAGAUGGUACCAUGGUCAACAGUGUCAUGCAGUCCGAUGACAGUGGGACAAGAACCCGCAGAUACAUAGUUUUCGAUAACGGCACCCUGUACUUCAAUGAGGUUGGGUUGAGAGAUGAAGGUGACUACACUUGCUAUGCGGUAAACCAGAUUGGUAAAGAUGAGAUGAAGGUCAACGUAAAGGUAGUAGCAGAGCCACCAAGCUUCCAGAGUGGCGCGCCCUCCCUUGUUCAGGUGGCGUACGGUGAGUCCUUCACAAUAAAAUGUGGAGCUAAGGGAGAGCCAACUCCCUGGAUCAGCUGGUACUCUCCAACCAACAGAUUCAUCCUGUCUUCCACAAAGUACCAAGUCACAACCGAUGGUACUCUGCACAUACACAAGGUGCAGAGAUCAGACAGCGGAAACUACACGUGCAUCGCUAGAAAUACAGCAGGAGAGAGUAGAAGAAUCGUCACUGUGCAGGUAAACAUCGAAGCACCCAGCAUUAAUGGACAGAAGGGCACGAAUACAGUGAUCAAGGUAAAAGCAAUGAGGGAAACCCGCAAGCAAAUAGACUGUAAGGCAGAAGGGGUGCCUCCUCCACGGGUCAUGUGGGUGUUGUCAGAAAAUGUGGUUGUAACAGCCCCAUAUUAUGGAAGUAGAAUUCAGGUGCAUCACAAUGGAACACUUGACAUCCAGAGCUUGAAGAGGUCAGAUGCAGAAAAGUUAGUGUGCAUUGCUCAUAACGAAGGAGGAGAAGCCAGGCUGACUGUGCAUCUCGAAGUAGUGAACACCCUGGAGAAGCCUUCAUUCACCAACCCACUUAGUGCUGGGGUUGCCAUCGUGAUCGGCAACAGUGUAAACCUGAACUGCUCUUCCAGGGGGAUUCCAACUCCGGAAACAACCUGGAUCCUACCGGAUGGGAACAGGCUCCUGAGCGGUCAGCGAUUGCGAAAGAUGUACCAUGGUAGGGAUGGCACCUUACACAUCAGUAGUCCAUCUGCCGCAGAGGCUGGAGCUUACCGCUGCAUUGCCAGGAACACGGUGGGCUCCGUUGAGAGGUUGGUGACUUUGGAGAUUGGCCAUAAACCCGAAAUACGCAAUCGGUACACGAGUUUGGUCCAAAUCCUGCCGGGAGAAAGGAUGAGGCUGGAUUGCAUGGUAGGGGGAAAUCCGCAACCUGAGUUAUCAUGGGUUUUGCCCAGUGGAGUGGUCCUGAACAGACCUCAAGAUGUAGGCCGCUUCUCCGUCUUGCAGAACGGCUCACUCAUUGUUAAUGAUGCCUCUGUGUACGACAGAGGGACUUACUCUUGCAAAGCCAUGAGCGACCUGGGCCUUAGCUUCAUGAGUGUCUCAGUGAUUGUGAUAGCCUACCCUCCCCGCAUUACCAACGGGCCGAGUCCCGUGACGUAUGUGAGACACGGUGUCUCGGUUCAGUUGAACUGCAGGGCCAUGGGGAUCCCGAGAGCGGAAAUAAGCUGGGAACUUCCAGACAAGACCCGGGUCACGGUCAUAAAUCAGGCUCGCUUGAUUGGAAACAAAUACCUUGACCCUCAAGGGUUGCUAAUUUUACAGAAUCCGAGCAACAGAGACACUGGCUUUUAUAAAUGCACUGCUAAAAACCUGCUGGGCAGCGACUCGAAGAUGACCUACGUCCACGUUUUUUAAGUGAGUGUUUCUUUUAAGACUGUUUCCUCCCCUCCCCCCCUCCCCCCUCCCCCUUAGUCAAUGGCCUUCAAUGGACAGUGCCAGUUCAGACCACCUUGCUGAGCUUUAUGAAAAGGUGGCACAAAAUAUUGCUUCGACGUGCUCUCAAAUGUUUUGCCUCACGUUUCUCUUCCAAGUUUGGCAGUACGGAUUUCUGCUGACUUGUGCUGUUUAAAAAAAAAGAUGACCAAUUUUAAAUUUGUGCUGGGUGGAUAUAAACACUGAUAUUUUCAAACUAGUUCCAUUCAGAAGGAGAAGGGCAGCAGAUACAUGGGAACACCGCCACUUGCAAGUUCCCCUCCAAGCUGCUCACCACCCUGACUUGGAAGUAUAUCACCGUUCCUUCAGUGUCGCUGGGUCAAAAUCCUGGAAUUCCCUCCCUAACUGUAUUGUGGGUCUACCUACAGCACAAGGACUGCUGUGGUUCGCCACUGUCUUCUGAGUGGCAACUAGGGACGGGCAGUAAAUGCUGACCAGUUGUCCACGUAUGUACAAAUGAAAAGGAGUUGAUUGUUACCUCAGUCUUCAGUUGGAGGUUAUGGAAAAUAUCCAGCACGCCACGAGUCAGUACGAGGGAUUUUCUAAAUACAAAUGUCAUUUGUCUCUAAUUGCCAUUGUUUGCAGGAAAAGAGAAAUUUUGGCUUUGUUUAAUGAAAAACUGUCUCGGCAAUCAUUCCCAUUGAGUUUGAGCUUGUUGGUAAUGAACUCUGUCCUGAAUCAUAGAUCAUUGUGGGUAAAGUAACAUUGGUGUCAAUGGUGCUCUUGUAAUUAACAACAAGCUGUGACUGUGGAAAAUGGGACUUGAAGCUUUUCUAUAUUAAUGUGACAUGAAGUCAAUAAAUUUUAGAAGUCAGGUAGUGACAUGAAGUCAAUAAAUUUUAGAAGUCAAGCGAUGCAUUUUAUACAGUUGUUAGUGCUAAUUAUUUUAAUAACCAAAUUUGAUUUUACUAAGUACUUUGCACCACAAGCGGCAGUGGUUAUCAAAUGGAAGACUCUCCCUUUCAAAUAGCUUCAUGACAUGAUACGGAGGUCAUUUGGCCCAUCAUGCUUGCGCUAGCUCUUUGAAAAGGCUAAUCCAAUUAGUCUCACCCAGCUGCUCUAUUGCCAGCAUCCUGUGAUUCCUUUUCUCUCAAGUAUUUAUCCAAUUCUCUUUUGAAAGAGACGAUUGAAACUGUUUCCACUGCCCUUUCAACCAGCAUACGACAGCUCGAUGCAUGAAUACACUUGCCGUCCUCUCUGGUCUUUGGCCUAUUAACCUAAAUUUGUGUCUCUGGUCACCAAAUCUCCCGCCAAUGGAAACAGCUUCACUGUCUUUGUCCAACCAAAACUCUUCAUUUUCAACAUCUAUCGAUCUCCUCAUAGUCUUGUCUGCUCUUAAGGAUAAGCUUCUGUAGCCUCUCUACAUAAUAGAAGUCCAUCAUUCUUUGUACAAACUUGAGUAAAUCUUUCUGCGUUACGUUUCCAAGGAUUUGGCAUACAGUGCGGGGCCCAGAAUUGGAUACAAUACUCCAGCCAAAGCUGAACCAGUGAUUCAAAAGAUUUCACAUCAUUUCUGGACUUAAUUGUACAUAAAUAAUAAAUAUUUUUAGUAAGUUACUGUGAGAAUUAUCAGUGCCAUUACACAACCAUGUAAAUAAAAAUGUCUGUCUUUUAAACAUAAGUAGCUUGUAAGUUUUAUGUAAAUCUUAGGAUGUUAUUAAAAGUAGGGAUGUCGACUUACAUUCUCUGCUCAGUGAUCCACAUUGGUUUAUGUGCAACUCUGGUAUUGUGCUAUCCUGACCACAAUGACCCAGCUCUGUGACAAAUUAAGCUGAACAGUGUGACAGAAGGAAUGCCACAAUUGGCCACAUUCUCCAUACAGCCGUAGAAUACAGGACUGCCGUGGUUAUGCUUUGUGACUACUACCCAACAUCUGGACAAUAAUCCAGAGAAUGUAUGCUCGGAUCAAAAUGAGUUUGAGAAUUUGAAUUAUAUUUUACAAAACAUGUUACUGACAGAGAGAACCACUCUCGGUAAAAGUGAUCCAUAAUGUGGUCCAAUGUUUGGUAAAUAAAACCCAACUUGCUCAUUAAUACAGGGAAAGAAAAUUGUUGCCCUUACCUGGUGUGGUCUACAGGGAUUGUAGUCUCACACACCAAUGGGACUGACCCUUUAAGCAAUCUCAAGAACCAUUUCAGAUUUAUCAAAGAAUAUCCAGUGUGCACAAUACGAAGGAAGGUAACUACCAGUGAUGCCUCUAGUCUGAGAAUGAUAUUGUGAAAAGACUAAGUGUUGGGAAAGCAGUUUGUUCUAGAAUGUUGCUCAGGAUGGUAAUUCCUGUCAUCUCUGCUCUUUUUUAUGGCAUAGAUGGUCAUUAAUGUCAGAACGGCCAAAUUUAUCCCAAUAUUCCACUUUUUGAUCAGGAUGGAAGACGUGUGCUCAAACCUAUCAUUAAUCCUUCCAUUCUCAAUUGUCACCACUCCAAGUUCUGCCAUCAGAAAGCACAACAAUUUCAAAUAUCCAUCAAAUUUCUGAGAAGCAGCAAGCCAAGCACUCCGCACCCAGACACGUUGUACAUGCCCAUGACUCAUGUCAGACACAAGCACAUCCAUUGUGCAGGUGUCAAUUAACUCAGUUGGCGGGAUGGUGUGAUGCCCUCCGUGCAUUCUGGCUCUGGCCAAGGUCACCAUGAAUGCCCUGCUAUCCCAACUUGCCCCUCACCUGAGGCAGGUAGAUCAACAGGUUAAACCUACCGACAGUCGUCCCUCUUCAAUGAGACAUCAGGCCUUGGUGACUGACAUGACUUUUCCCCAUACACUGCACGUGAGAAUAAAGGAUAGGAGUAGGCCAUUUCACUCUGUUUUGCCAUUUAUCGAGAUCAUGGCUGAUCUGUGACCAGUCCAAUUAUUUACCCUUAAUAUCCCUUAAUAUCUUGAAGUUAACAGAAAACUGUCAAUCUCAGAUUUAAAAUGAGUAACUGACUAUGCAUAAAUUGUCAUUUGCAUAUGUAACUAACCUGUAAAUUCAUCGCUGAAAGGGUAUGACUAACUUUGAGAUUUUGUUGCUCAAACAUGCUGAAAAUCUGAAUCAGAAACAGGAAUUGCUGGAGAAACUCAGCAGGUCUGGCAGCUUCUUUGGAGAGAAGACAAAGUUAACAUUUCAAGUCCAGUGACCCUUCUCCAGAACAAGAUCUGAUGAAGGGUCCCCAGACCCAAAGCCUUAACUCCAUCCCUCUCUCCACAGAUGCUGCCACACCUUUACCUUAAUUCUAUAUUUUCUGUUUUCGCUCCAGCAAUUCCUGUUUUUGUUGAAGCAGAAUUAGUUUCUCGCUAUCCACCUUAUCUGCUCCCUGUAAUAUCAUGAAAACUGCAACAUAUACCAUCACCAGGCUCAGAUGGUGAAAAGGAAUAGAGAGCAAGUUGCCUUCUCCUACUAUUUGUCUUCAACCUUUCAGUUGAUCAAAAAGAUGAGCAGGUUAGGUGAACUGGCCGUGCUAAAUUGCCCAUAGUGAUAGGUGCAUUAGUCAGGGGUAAAUGUAGGGGAAUGAGUCUGGGUGGGUUGUUCUUCGAAGGGUCGGUGUGGACUUGUUGGGCUGAAGGGCCUGUUUCCACACUAUAGGGAAUCUAAUCUAAUCUAAUCUGAAGUAUUAAAUCUUUAUUAAUGUAUAUGUGACUCAGAGCUAACUAAUGCAAGGGAAAUCCAUAGGUUGGAGAUUGUGUUGUGUUAUUCCAAGCAUUUUAAAUUUACUGAAUGAUUUUACACAUCAAGUAGGAAGAUAUAGAUGAUAAGCAGACUUCCACAAAAUGAAGAAUUUCAAGUGAAUCUUAGAACCCUGACAAUGCAGAUCGAGUCCAUCAACCCUCCGAAGAGCAUCCCACCCUACUCCACAUUUCAUAAAAUCCCUAGUGUGGAAGCAGGCCAUUCAGCCCAUCAAGGCUGCAAAUGUGUUGCUGGUCAAAGCACAGCAGGUUAGGCAGCAUC